GUCGGCAGACUCGCGCGGCGCUGCGGCGGCCGCAGCCCGCAGUCGCGUCGCGCGCACCGUGGCCUCCGCUCCUCUCGCGCCUCCUCCUAAACCUCUUAUCAAAACGUUCAGCCGCCGCUCGGGAUCGAUCCGCGAACGCGCUUGAUAACGUGACUGUGACUCUAGUGAUACAGUGUUGUUGUGAAACAUGUGAUUGUCAGUUGGGUGCCUUGGAAUACUGGAGAAUAUUUGACAGCUGACACUUGACUAUUUUAAAGCUCGUAUAGCAGUGAGCGCGUGCGGUGCGACGCGAUGUACUCGUAAACGGUCGUCAUGCGCCUCUUCCGAGGGCCGAAGCGCAGGGAAGUGACCGGGCCGCGAGCCGCAGCGACGCCGGCGCCGUCUCCGUGCCGAGACGCCGCUGGCGCUGGACCCCGCCCGCACGACUUCACCCUAGUCACGGCACUACCGGCUAUGGUCAUGGAGGACGACGUUAGGGAAAUGAAGAAAGUGUUCGCAACGUGGGGUCGUCGUAUGGGAAAAAAACUUGACAUGCUGAGAAAACCUGACGCAAAAGAAGCUUCACAAGAACAACUUAGUAAUGAAAGCUUCAAUGAAGAGUCCCCGAGGAGCAUAUCUGGCCAGUUCAAGAAAAAGCAGCAAUGGAAAAUGGAACGGAGCAGUUCUGAAACUACUUCCCUAAAAAGGGAUAACGACACUGAUUCCAUUAGAAGCGGAUCCCGAGACCGAUCGCCUAGCCCAUUCAAAUAUUUCUUCCAUAGAAUGGGUUCAACGGGAAUGUUAAACUCAUCUAGGUCCCAAACACUAAAUAUCCAUAAAACAUCCGAAAACAGUUAUCCGGUGGCAAGUGGACCUACACUUUAUCGAAGCUGUUCCACUUCACAUCUAUCUACGUAUGUUAAGGCUGAUGAUCCAUCUGAUGAUAUUGAUUUACAGAACGCUGAUAGCGAAAUUAAAAAAUCUCCUUCAAAGAAUAAUAAUAUUUUAACUGAAGAUGCGUUAGUGAAUUCAUCAAAGGCCAUUAGUUGUGAUAAUAUCCCUAAUCUUGAAGGACAAGGUAAUGGUAUGUGUAAAAAACCAAACUUUCCGUAUGCCUUUUUAAGGUCUAAAUUAUCGGUUUUACCCGAAGAAAACAGUAUGGCAUCACAACGAACAAGCAGCAUAAGGCAAAGUUACUCCGAAAGAAUAGAUAGAAAAUCACCAAAAUUUCGCAAAGACAGACUAUUUCUUUCCAAUUCUCGCUCCGAGGAACGAUAUCAAAGCAACGAUAGCAUAUCGGUUCAUGAAGACAUGAUGCUUAAUGCUGCCUUAAGAAAUGAAUACUCUGAUUUCAAUAGAAGUUCUAUGAGAAGUAUCAAUGAAAUCGAUGGCACGUACCCCGCACGGCGUGUCGAAGACGUUCACCGACGUUCGUCGAUGAUAUCGCAUAGACCGCCUUUAGAUUACGAUCCAAUGCUUAUACCGAGAAACCGAAACAGUUUACCAGUGUAUGACUAUGGUCCGUAUUUAGGGUCCGUAAGAGACAUAAAAACUGAACUUAUGACAUCGUCUCAAAGUAUACAUCUCGGGCCAGAAAGUACUGAGAUUCUUCAGACUCAUCGACUAAGCAACUAUGUUAGUUCAAAUGAGUCUGGCUAUGACAGCGAUGGACGUCCUACAGAUGAACAUAGCAACCACUCACCGCCAGGAUACUCGAGUCAUAUAUCACCAGGUACUGUGCGAGCGGAACCAAUUGAUACUACUGCAGAUGUAACGCACGGUAGUUUUUCGAGACAAUUGAGCUUAAACCAUAAAAUCAACGUGAGUAGAGUACAUGUUCCUGCUAGACGGAGUUCUACACCAUGUGCUUUAUUGCCAAUAGAAAAAAGCAUACCUUAUGAAUAUAUUAACAAUAACAGGGAACAGUUUCAUAAGUAUCCCAAUAAUCCAUUACAUGUUUUAGAUUAUAAUGAUGCUAAACCACCGCCACUGCCAAAAAAGACAUUAAACAAAAAAAUACCUUUCGUUUAUAAAACUAUCACACUAGACGAACGUGUGGAAACACGAAAAAUUAAAUUACUUCAUUCCCAAGUAUUGCCAGUAGAACAUUCCUCUAAUCCCAAUCUCAGUACUUUAAUACCACCAGUGGAUAAUGAAGGCCCCAGCAUUCCUGUACCAGAAACUGAUAUUUUUGGACGGGGACCAUGUACAAAGCGAUUCAGAAAGUUAAGAUUAAUAAAAUCAAGGUUAGAUGAAAGUCUCGGAGUUUAUUUAACGCAACACAGAGUAGACUUCGAUAGCAGUGGAUCUAAUUUUGAGAUACGUUAUAUUGUGGUAAAACUAGAUUUUGAUGGCAUAGCGCAUAGGGAUGGAAGACUAAGGAUCGGUGAUGAAAUAGUUAAUGUCAAUGGAAAAGUUUUAAGAGGUUUAUCAUCACUAAAAGAAGUGCAGCAUAUUGUUAACUCAUGUUCAACGGAAGCAAAUUGCCAAGAAGGAGCACAAAAAUACCAAGUUGAUCUUGUUAUGGCCCAUGAUGAAAUUACUCCAGUAACAUUGAGUCGGAUAAUAAACAGAAAUACUAGCGAUCAAAAUGUGAUAGCACCUUCGACAUCUAACGUUCCGCCUGAUAUAAUUUCGGAAACCGUUCAUAAACCCACGGCUUCAAAUCAAAUAACCAUUGAAACUCAUUUUCCUAGUGAAAACCAAUUUUACAGUAAUUAUGGAAGUGGUACCAAUAGCACUACCAAUAAUUUCCACCAUAGUACUCGACGACGAGAAACAGGAGUUCUAGGAAACAAUAGUCCUUCAAUUCAACUAAAUCAAAAGAGUGAUGACGAAAAAUUAUUAGAGAGAGCUUAUCCGGCACCAUCAGCCACACUGCAAAAUAUUACAAAUAUCGAAAUAUCAAUGAGAUCUUCACCAACACCAAGAAACAGACAUUCAAAUAAUUAUAGACCUAUUUCUCUUCACCAUUCAAGGCCGCCUCCUAUGGUCGAGCAGUAUUCAACAAGUACUGAAAACACAACAAAUGAGAUAAAGGAAAAAUCACCCCAUUACAUAAAACAUGUCCCAAGAUUAUACCAAAACCGAUCAUUUGAAAGCAUUCCUGAACAACUUCUGAGAAGUAGCAACAGAAGCAGAUUUUUCAAUAGGAUUGGUUCUCAACGGUGCUCUCCAAGCCAUGGUCAUGUGUCUCGUCAGCAAGAACACGCAUUAAUGCAGAAUGAGGGUCACCAAAGUGGUAUUUAUUCGAACAAUUCUUUGCACAUCGCAGAAUUCUGGAAAGGACCUGGUCAUAAAAGUUUGGGAUUUAGUAUUGUUGGAGGGACCGAUUCCCCGAAAGGACAAAUGGGAAUUUUCGUGAAAACUGUCUUUCCUAACGGACAAGGUGCUGAUAAGGGGACUAUCUUUGAAGGUGACGAAAUCUUGUCAGUCAAUAAUGUGCCAACCCGUGGACUGAGCCAUGCAGGGGCCAUAUCGCUUUUCAAACAAGUUAAAGAAGGAAAAAUUGAACUGACGCUUUCAAGAAGAAGAGCACCUAGGUCAAGAUCUGUGGAACCUCUGGGUAAUUUCCGCUGCGACAAUCUAAAGGAGUGAAUAUUUGGCAGAUGAAUAAAAUUAGAACCGCGAUAAAAACAAAGUUUGUAGGAAUUUUGAUUAAUAGUGUGCAAUACUUUUUUAUACACACAACUAACUGCAGUCAUGUAGAAAUACUAUUUUCUGCAAUAACAAUCAAAUAGUAUUUCGAAAAGUGUCUCUUAUAAUAAUUGUGUUUAACGCGUAGUAUUGUACACAAGACGCUAAAUGUUAUAACAAUCAUUGUACUGUAAUAUUAUCAAUGACUUGUUUUGACACAGAGUUGAAUCUACUUUUGCGACGUAGUCGCCAUACUAUAUGUACUACAUAGUUAAUACUUAUUAUGUUUAGUACCUAUAAUAUUAUCUUUUAAGUCUCUCGUUGUUAAACGUUAAAUAUUUCAGUUUCUACUCUCCAACGAAACACGUAUUAUAACUGCGAUGUGUAUGAUGUCCGUGUAAGCUUUUAUGUAGCUAUGCAUAGUUUAGUAAAUAGAUUUUAUAUCAUUUUAUUAUACAUAUUACGGAAUGUUGAUUGUAAAUAAUAUGUUGAAUUCAUACAGCAUUAAUGCAAAGUAUUGUUAUAGGACUAAAUAUAGUCGAAGGCCUACAAUAAGACUGUAUUUAUGUUUAAUGUUUAUGAAAAACUACUACCUAUAGAAUUUCGUAAUUUGUACGUGUAUUUUUUUCGUUAUAUUGUUUUGUUAGGCAAGCUAGAUCUCGUUGAAACCGAUAGGUGUACACCAUGCAAGUAAGAAUGAAUAUUGAAUGAAUAUGUAGCUGUUGUGAUAAUUAAUGUUUUUUUUAGUGUAUCUAUGCAAAGAGCAACCAUGAUACGUGGAUGUUCAUUGAUUUGCUUUGUAUCCAUCAGGAGCCUUUUGUAUUUUAAAUAAUGUAUACUAACGUUACAUGUACACGAUAUUUCUUAUUAUAGACUGAUCUUUUUUAAUUUGAGUAGGCACCUUAAAUACUACCAAAGUUAGACAUAAUAUUUCAUAUAAGCUCUGUUACCGACUUUAACGUGACAAAGUGUGGGCGUGUCGCAAUGCACGUCAUAGUUUCAUAGAAAUAUGACGUGUAUGAUGACACUCCAAACUUUUUCAUUGCAAAGUUCGUACAGUCAAUUUGGUCCGACUCUAGUAAAAUGUGUGAAUGACUUUAAUCUUUUUGCCGCCAUUGAUUUGAUAUAAAGUCUGUAUAUUUCGUGCCCCACAUGCCACUACUUUGAUAUGUUAUAGGUACUGGUUGUUUACGUGCAAUUAGUGGCUUGGCGUUGAUGACACUUUAUUACUUCAUUGACGUGGCGGCGAGGUUUCAUUAAUAAUAAUUAAAAGUUAAAUUUUAGUCAAGUGACAACCAAAACUCACUAAUUAGUAAUUACUAAAAAAUAAUUUAACAAAAACAAGGUUCACUAUGGCUAAAAACUUGUGGUGGUAAUUAGUGAGUUUUGGUUGUCACCUGACGAAAUACUGGCACAUUGAAAACUAAGGACACAUAAGAACUUCUGAAUUUUGUAUACUAUAUCGUCUUAAUUUUAGUCACGUCAGCUGACCAGAUAAAACUUGACAGUCCAAUUCUAAACUACCUACUCAUGUUACCUACUACAAUGUUGAAGUUGCAAUUUAGAUAACUGCACAAUAGUUAAACGAUACAAGUGCGGAAAAGAGGAAAUUCGAAACGAGUGGCGAUAAAUUAAAACACGACCGCAAGAAUUACGUAUUCGCACGUGUAUCGCACAACGUUUUACAGUACAUAUGGCCCUUUAAACUUUCGACAUAUGCACGAAAAUUGUUCUUUUACGCACUAUUGCGAGAAAGUAGCACCAUAUGUAGUUUCUUAUUUACAAGACCUAGUGAAUACACCGAUUACUUAGCCUGCUAUUUUUUUUUUCGAAACGAUAUAAAACUACGAUACGAGACUAAACUGACGAUAUAUUUUUUUUUAAAUAAAUAAUGUAGGUCAAACUUAGUGUAAAAAUCAACCUAAUACGACGAUGCUUCCAUCCAUAUUACAACGUGCUUCUAAACGUAGGUUUAAUAAAUAUGUAACGAUUUGUUUUGUUUACAGUUUUUACACAAAACACCGAUUAGCUCCGUCCAAUUAAAUUGUUAAAAUGUCAAUUGUUCAAAUAAGUAUAUACCUAUCCUCACCCUUUAUUGUAAUUCAGAUACAGUUUGAAGUUUUUAGGAGAGCUCUAGUAAAGCUGGUUGUUCCUAUUAAUAGUAAAACACCACCACGCUAUGCUCUUCAAGCGUAAUUGUGCAUAAGUACCUGUUGUUGCAAAAUUAUUAUUACAUUGCGCAGGCCAUUGCAAAAUAGCUACCCAAAGUAAUACAGCUGAAACUUUAUGCCUACCCUGUGGUUUCGGUGAAUAUUAGUGCUGGUGCAUCACAUACUUCUAAAGUUUUCUUGACAAAAUGUGCCUAGCCUCCUGACGACUAAGUCAAAAUUUUCCAGUUUAAAACUUUAAAGUUAACUAUUAUACUUACGAGUAGGACGCCGGUCGUCAAGAGACUAUGCUACUGUGUGAUAUUUUUGAUUUGAAUAUUCAUCGAACGAACUUUAUUUAAUCGUAUAAAAUCUAUUAAAGUUGUAAAUUAACUAGUGACUUUCAAUUCAAAGCAAUUGUUAGGUUUACCAGUAAACACAGAAAUGACCACGUAUAGUAAAAAAGUCGUUAGAAUCAUCUUAAAGGUCCAAAGGAUAAUCGACUCUAUCUCUAUUAACAAUUCAAAUAAUAGGUCUUUGGGCCACCCCUGGCGUCUACCCGACCUCAGGUCUCCAUUCUCAGGUACCUAGUUUACUACGUGGUCAUUUCCAUGUUCUGAGGUAAACAAAACAAUUGCUUUGUAUUCUCAAGUACGCUAUGAAUUGUAUUGUCCAAUAAGAAAAACGAAACACUAUAUUAUUUGAAUUUCUCUUAAUAUAAAUCCAAAUUAAGAAUACCAAAUCAGCUUGGACAAACCUGGCCCUUAACCCGAUUAGACUAUCGGAAGGAGGACUGAAGUCUAAACCGAGGUUUAGACUAGCAAGAACUUGCAUGCAAUUUACAUAACAUUGCGGCAUUUGAUCAAACUUUUGAAUGCAGUUUACCUUAGUAGUCGGCAAUGUAACGUAAAUUGCAUGCAAGUUCUUGCUAGUCUACGCCUCGCUUAAAGGGCUAAUCAUGGAAUAAAUUCAACAUUUUUCGACAUGAAAUAAGUUCGACGAAUUUACAUUUAAUGAUAUACAAUGCACCAUUUAUGUAAAAUCUUCGCCAAACCACGAUGUAGUGGCCGUAGAAUAAAGUCAAACCAGGUAUUUUGCAGAACGUUGCCAAUAGAUAAAUAAGUACCUAUCAAACAAUCUGACUGAUCCAAUUGUUAUGUAAUAUUUACUACUUACGUACCGUGUACAGUAUUGAUUUGUAUAAUAACUUUUCCAGUAAACAACGUUUGUAAAGAAUUUAAAUGAUUAUAUACUUAUGGCUUCAUUCCUAUCGAAAUAAAACAAUUCGAAAUAA
Molecule: messenger RNA, 7056 nt
Organism: Cydia strobilella
Lineage: Eukaryota; Metazoa; Arthropoda; Insecta; Lepidoptera; Tortricidae
Exons: 5
Coding region: 313-3576 (1087 amino acids)
Molecular function (GO): protein binding
Source: RefSeq, a predicted model, not a curated record